CAAAAGUUGCGUGUUUCUCUCUCCCUCUCCCGACGGAACUAGGGUCUUGUUGCGAUCAAUCGGAAGGUUAUCGAAAAAUUUUCCUUAUACCUGACCAAGAAUUCUUGUUAAUCUUCUACGGCAGCGUAAGAAACCCGAGAAAUUGUAGAUUAAUUCUUCGGAAAUCCGCGAAAAGCUUUGGCUGUGGGAGGAAAUCUCCGGGAUCGGACCAGACAGGUGAAAUCGAGAAGAAGGGGGGACACAGUUAAAGAUGGGCUCGGAGCAAAACGACAGUGCAAGUUUCCCGCGGUCUGAACCCAAGCUCUGCGCCAAUGGGUGCGGUUUCUUCGGGGUACCAUCCAACAUGAACCUCUGCUCGAAAUGUUACAGGGACCUCCGAGCCAAAGAGGACCAGAAGGCCGUGGCCAAAGCAUCCUUUAAGUCGUCGUCAUCAACCAGUCUCCUCUCUCCUCCACAACAGCCUGCAAAACCCGACCCGGCUUCUGGGGAAGCAGCCAUUGUCGAUACCGAGCCAACACCCGUGGCUGCAGCCGCGUUCAGUGAGCCGUCGAGACCUCCACCGAACCGGUGCUCGAGCUGUAAUAAGAAGGUUAGGGUGAUGGGUUUCAAGUGCAGGUGCGGGAGCACGUUCUGUGGUGAACACAGGUACCCAGAGAAGCACGAGUGUAGCUUCAACUACAGAGAAGCUGGUCGUGAUGCUAUCGCCAAGGCGAAUCCGUUGGUUAAGGCAGAUAAAGUCCAGAGGUUGUGAGUUUCGAUCAAUCGGGGUUUCGUGGUUUUGUCGUUGCAUUUGAUCGGUUUGGUUGGUUGGUUCUAUAAUAAAAGUGAAAUAUAUCUUUAAUAAAUAAAAAAAUUUGCUACGCUCAUUAUUUGCCCGUUUUCGAAAUAUUACUAUAGGAGAUAGGGAUUUAAAAGGGACUGUCGGUCCAGAAACUCGGUUAAUUUUUUUUUAAGUAACGUGUGUAUUAAUCUCGGGUUUAGGGGUCGAUCAUGUGAUUUAAAAUAUACAUCCUUUCUCUAAA
Molecule: messenger RNA, 1022 nt
Organism: Tarenaya hassleriana
Lineage: Eukaryota; Viridiplantae; Streptophyta; Magnoliopsida; Brassicales; Cleomaceae
Product: zinc finger A20 and AN1 domain-containing stress-associated protein 7-like
Exons: 2
Coding region: 251-751 (166 amino acids)
Biological process (GO): proteasome-mediated ubiquitin-dependent protein catabolic process
Molecular function (GO): zinc ion binding; DNA binding
Source: RefSeq, a predicted model, not a curated record